Messenger RNA from Phytophthora megakarya, 1656 nucleotides. NCBI's taxonomy places the organism in Eukaryota, Oomycota, Peronosporomycetes, Peronosporales, Peronosporaceae. The record is from the annotation of a GenBank genome assembly.
AUGGCGAGCGGUUUCUGGGCGAUUCAGAUGACGGAGCGGGCGAAAAUGAUUUCGGCCUUUGUCUGCCCAUUCGGACAUUUUCAGUGGAUCCGGAUGCCUUUUGGACUCAAGAACGCGCCGCUAGUGUACCAGAGUGUGAUCAACAACUGUCUCUGGGGAUUCGUGCGGCUCCCACCUGAGGAGGAGGCUAAGGUUGACCGAGAUGUCCUGGAAUUUCUGGAGUUGACCGUCCCAGACACAGGACCGACGAUCGAAGAACCUCAAGGCGAAGGUGGUUUCAGACUUCCAGAAUUAAGGAAGGAGGCGACUGCAUUCAGACGAAACAUUCCGACCCCGACGCAGAUGGGACCGGUUCUGGGGCGAAGCUCUUACAUAGACGACAUAGCUCAUGGGGCGCCUACCUGGGACAAACUUUGUGGAGACCUGAAUGCCCUGCUAUUCCGACUCCGAUACUGGAAUAUCUCUGUUAGUCUUCCGAAAAGCGAGUUCGGCAAACAAGUUAUACCGUAUCUGUGUCACGAAGUCUGUGUCGAACGUAUCAGGGCUACCACGAAGAUUGCCAAGAGUGUUCAAGACCUACCUUUCCCAUCGACUCUGGAGGGCAUUCAAUCGUUCUUAGGAAGCUUGAAUUACUACAACAAGGUUAUCGUGGAUUUACCUGUUGUCGCGGCUGUGCUUUACGAGCUGGAUGAGGAUCGUGUCCACGCCAAACAUGAUUUAAAUAAGGCCAAGGAAGAGUUCGAGAUUCUGAAACGUAAGAUUACAUCAUCGCCGCUGCUGCGCCAUCCUGAUUGUACCAAGCCGUUUGUCAUCAUCCCACAUGCAAACCCCAGGGCGACUUGGCGAGUUCUGAACGAGUCUGAACUCGGAUACCACAUCGCGGAGAAGGAGGUGUUGGCGAUCCUGCGAGUCUUAGAGCAAUUCCGUCCGCUCAUCUACGGUUCAGAGACACCGAUCGUAAUCUAUACUCGGUACUCGGUCCUGAAGUGGUUACUGAGGUCAAACUCUGCCGACGGUCGUCACCUUAAGUGGGGUCUAGAAUUGUCGAAGUGGACUCUAGAACUACGCCGUGUGCAGCGCGAUGAGGAUGUAUUACCCGCCAUCCUCGGCGCAGGUAUUACCCCCCGGGAGUAUUUAGACGAAGUCGCUGAAAACCUGAUCCCGGCUAAGGGGCGAAUCAAAGCACCUCUGCCAAUCAGUGUAGAGAUGCUGGAUUCAGACUUCGAAGGGUAUGUUUUGAGCUUCGAUGGUGCAGCCAAGGUCUCCACUAGACAGGUAAGUUGUGGAUGUAUUUUGUGGCGUUUAUCUGGAUGGAAUGUCCUGAGCGCCCACGGAUUCCCUUUGGAUGAUGUGACCGUGAACGAUGCAGAGUAUCACGGGUUGAUCAAAGGUUUGGAGUUAGCCGUUGACCGCGGUUUCAGAAAUGUGGUUGUGGUCGGCGAUGUCAGAAUCGUAAUCCAACAAGGGCAAGGGUUGAUAGGUUGCCACCAGCCUAAUCUGCAACGUCGACUUGCUGAGUAUGAAGCCUUGAAAGUGAAAUUCGGCUCCGUACAGUUGGGCGACGUCAAACGCGAUUACAACCAGGCAGCAGACAACUUAACGACGAAGACAUUGGCAGUCGGAAAGCGUGGGUGGUGGAAGACGCGGAUGAACUGA